CCUGUUCCUGAAAGUGCUGUUAUCACGCAAAAAUGGUUGUUAAUAUAGAAAAACAAACACUAGCCACUACUCUUAGCUUUCCAAUAAUAACUUUCACAGAUUCUCCUGUGUGCACAAGAAGGAGUUCUUUCUCUGAUUUUCUUCGACGUUUGUUUCCACCAGCGUCCGCAAAAAGAAAACAUCAUGGGCCUCAGAUCUUUCUUCGGCAAGAAGAAAAAACUGCCCAAGACAACCUUGUCAAAGUCGUCAUCGUCAUCGUCCAAAUCAUCAUCGUUACCCAUGUCACUGCUUUCAUCGCCACCACCGCCACCACCGUCAUCACUGUCAUUGCGACAAAAUCAUUCACGUGCCGCCAUAACGGAGGAGUUGGAAUAUGUCUUCAGAAAGUUCGAUGCAAACGGCGACGGGAGAAUCUCGUCGUCGGAACUGGGGUCCAUGAUGAAGUGCCUCGGCCAACACGCCACCGAAGAGGAGGUUUUCAGAAUGAUUCAAGACGUUGAUUGCGACGGCGAUGGGCACAUCAAUUUGCAGGAGUUCAUCGAGUUAAACACCAAGGGUGUAGACCCCGACGAGGUCCUUGAGAAUCUGAAAGAAGCAUUUUCCAUUUUCGACAUCGACGGCAACGGCUCCAUCACCGCCGAGGAGCUGCACAUGGUCAUGGCCAGCCUCGGCGACGCGUGCUCCAUCGACGAGUGCCGGAGAAUGAUCGCCGGCGUCGACGGUGACGGUAACGGCAUGAUUAAUUUCGAGGAGUUUAAGAUCAUGAUGACAGGGAACACAUAAAUGAAUAAACAUGUCGACCCAUCGAAUCAAAAAAGGUUCUUUUUUUUUUAAUUCAAAAUUUUUGGUCUCAAAAUUUUGUCUUUUGUUCUUUAGCUUCUUUCGUUUUUCCCUCGACAAAUCAACGUGGUUAGAUGCGUUUAGGUGGGUGCGCGUGUUUCCUUAGUUGUUUUUUCAUGUUUUUUGUUCAUCACCUUCUUUCGGGGAAAUCAAAGAGGUGUAAGUGAUUCGAUUUUUUGAUAUGAGAUUCUGUGCAUGGCUGUUUCCAGAGUCUAUUGAUCGUAAACUCGAUUUAGUUUCAUUAGUUUCUUCACGCACCUUUUAAAGUCUUUAACUUCUUUUUCAUGAUUUAAGCAAUCUAGUAUUCACAAUCAAAGAUAGUUAUAAGAGUCAUAUAAAUAGAAAAAGCAUUUAAU
Molecule: messenger RNA, 1196 nt
Organism: Vigna unguiculata (cowpea)
Lineage: Eukaryota; Viridiplantae; Streptophyta; Magnoliopsida; Fabales; Fabaceae
Product: putative calcium-binding protein CML25 pseudogene
Source: RefSeq, a predicted model, not a curated record